Messenger RNA from Seminavis robusta, 1445 nucleotides. NCBI's taxonomy places the organism in Eukaryota, Bacillariophyta, Bacillariophyceae, Naviculales, Naviculaceae. The record is from the annotation of a GenBank genome assembly.
CCGAAAAUUGGGCAACUGUGGUAAAGACGUAAUAUCUCGAGGCAUGCUCGCAUGGUUGAAGACAAAGCGAAGUGGCGGUCUGAUCAUCAAUCAACGCCGAUGACCUCGCCAUAGAAUAUUCAGCACUUUGCAUCCCAUAGAAAUUCUAGGAACCACGUGCGGCCAUGGAGGACCACGAACUGACCCACGAUGAGUUGGUGUGGGCGAACCGGAUCAAGGAGGAGCUGUGGAAAUCGACGAGGAUAAAGGACGGUUCGAUAUCGGAUUGGGAAUGCGUCGAGUUGGCAUUGACAUCGAUAGAGAGAAGUCAAGACCUGCAAGUUGCGGAAGACCAAGCAUGGAAGCUUCAGUGUUUUCGAGAGCACUACAAUUUCGAGGUUGACAUGAAAGAAGCAGAAGCCAUGCAGUUGUUGCGCGAUAUCAUUCUCCAGAUGCCAGGCAGCAUUUUGGGUUUGGACUAUCUGCGGGAUAGUGGCCAUUACCUCUUUGUCUACGACUUUGCCAAAUUCUUCCCUGACAGAAUUCAGACCGAACGCGAUUGGAGAAGCCUCAUGGGUGGCUUUUAUGUGUUGCAUCAAAUCAUGAAUUCCAACUUGAGUUCUAUACGACAAGGGGCUUCUUUCAUUUUUGAAUGUGAGGGUGCAGGAUUCCACAAUAUGGAUCCCGCAGUGGAACAGCGCUGGUUGAUGGAAUUUGGCAGUUUCUAUCCACUCAAAAAACACGAGAUACAGUGGAUCCAUGCCCCUUCUGUGGCUGUAAUGAUGUAUUCCAUGGUCAAACGAUUCGUCCCAGCAGCGGAUCACCAAGUCAACAAAAUGUGUGGGGACCUAGAGGGAUUUGAAGGAGGGAGAAUAGAUCAAUUGUACAAUCAACCGACAUUGGAAGUAGCACAGGAGCAUUUGAUACAACGUCUCCCGCAGUGCCUUCGAGAGCGCAUGAUAAAUCAACAGAACUUUCUGUUGCCGGUUCCCACGACCAGACCACAUGCACCACCCACAAUGAGUAUCACUGCCGAACCAGUGGACGAUGACGACAAUGCUUCCGUGAUUAUGGAAUUUGAAGAGGACGAAUACUACUCCGAUGGCUAGCUAGCUAGAAAUCCAUUGGCUGGCCUUUCGGGCCGGGCCCAUGAAGCGGGGAAGAACACCUUUCGUGCGAACCUACCGAAUGAAGGUUCUGAACAGAUGUUAUCAUCUCAAUCAGUUUUCAAAUGCGAUUGGAAGCUACAGUCGUACUUACCAAGGAGCCUCUGUCACGCACCGUACCGGGGAGUCCUGUCGCCAUCAAAUUGCGGCAAUCUAUUUCUGCGAGCAGACAUACCUUGAGUCGAGUCCACACAACAAGCGCGUGGUACAAUUGACUAAGAAAUCAUAAGGAACAGAUUUUUAUAAAUCAUUCAAUCAAUGGUGGUCCACCAAAAUAUUUAACAUUGUUUUACUUUGUUG